AUGCACUCUUGUCCGUUGAGAGUGUACGCCUCUCCCAAACCUUCUGACGGGUUUGGGGGAUCAACUCCCAAAUAUUGGGAGAUUUGGGGGUUUGGGAAAAAACAACUCCCGUUGGACAUCCACGGGUGA
This is a messenger RNA of Puccinia graminis f. sp. tritici CRL 75-36-700-3, 129 nucleotides long. RefSeq lists its product as uncharacterized. Bases 1 to 129 code for a protein of 42 amino acids. Lineage: Eukaryota; Fungi; Basidiomycota; Pucciniomycetes; Pucciniales; Pucciniaceae. The transcript has 3 exons. The record is from RefSeq and is a predicted model, not a curated record.